This is a messenger RNA of Mesorhabditis spiculigera, 9504 nucleotides long. NCBI's taxonomy places the organism in Eukaryota, Metazoa, Nematoda, Chromadorea, Rhabditida, Rhabditidae. The record is from the annotation of a GenBank genome assembly.
AUGGGCCAUUUACGGCGUCCACCCAGACGCCUGGCCUGUCUAUUUCUUCUCUGUCUCUCUACCCUCUCCACGCUCUCCCAGGCCACGACCAAUUUCGUUGAUGAUGGUUUUGAGGGGGAAACUGAUGAGGAAUACGAUCAACGAUAUGCCGAAUUUGUCACCACUGAGACUGAACGCGGUCUGUUCCCCUCGAUUUUCAACUUGGCGACAAAUGCCAUGAUUUCUUCUACUGCCACUUGCGGAGAAAGGGGGCCCGAGGAAUACUGUAAAUUGGUCGAACAUGUGCUGUGGAGGAAGACGCCUGGCAAUGGUGCCCCCCAAUGCGACACGUGCGACGCGAACGAUGCGAGACGGAGGCAUCCAGUCGAAUUUGCGAUCGAUGGAACAAGAAGAUGGUGGCAAAGCCCUUCGCUUCACAAUGGCCUGGAAUACGAGAAGGUGAACAUUACGAUUGAUCUCCGUCAAGAAUAUCAAGUCGCAUAUAUGGUGGUGAAGAUGGGAAAUGCACCCAGGCCGGGAUCUUGGGUGCUGGAGAGGUCGCUCGACGGCGAGAACUGGCAAGCCUGGCAGUACUUCGCCACCAACGACGCGGAAUGCGUGCACUGCACGUCAGAAUACUCGAAAUUGACCCCUCUGGAGUAUGGUGAGAUCCAUAUCUCUCUUGUCAACGGAAGACCCGGCGCCAAGGGACCGUCACUCGAACUUCAGAAAUUCACGCGUACCCGUUUCGUGCGUCUGCGUCUCAUCGACCUGCGUACACUGAAUGCCGAUUUGUUGAUCGUCAACUCGAGGGGACAUAAGCUGGAUAAGAGUGUCACUAUGAGAUAUUUCUACUCGAUCUCCGACAUUUCAAUUGGUGGCCAAUGUAUUUGUUAUGGACAUGCGGAGAGUUGUCCGGCAGAUCCGGUUACAGGGCAAUUCCAAUGUGAAUGCCGUCACAAUACCUGCGGAGAAUCAUGCAACAAAUGCUGUCCACUCUUCAAUCAACUCCCAUGGAAACCCGGCACCAACGCGCAGCCGAAUAUUUGCCAACAGUGUCAGUGUUUCUCCCACGCCGACGAGUGUGUCUAUGACGAAGAUCUGGCUCGUGAUCAGCUCUCCGUCACACCGGAAGGAGUUUUCGAAGGGGGUGGACGGUGUCUGCAGUGUCAGCACAACACGGAGGGAAUCAAUUGCGAGAGAUGUCUAAAGGGAUAUUACCGUCCCUCCGGAAUGUCACACUAUCGUGAAGAUGCUUGUAGAUCGUGUGAUUGUGAUGAGACUGGAUCGGAGAGUGAGGAGUGUAUUCGGGAUGAUCAAUCGGCCAUUAAUGGAAUGGCCCCGGGUGACUGCCGUUGCAAACCGGGUUUCGGCGGGCGGCGAUGCGAGAGAUGCGCACCGGGAUACCGUAACUACCCUCAUUGCGAGCCGUGCCCAUGCAAUCAGGCUGGAUCGCUCAAUUUCGAUCAUUGUGAGCACGAGAAAUGCCAAUGCAAAGCGAACGUCGAGGGUCUGUAUUGUGACCGUUGCAAAUCGGGCACCAUUCAUCUCUCCAAGGAAAACCCCCAAGGAUGUCAACCGUGUUUCUGUUUUGGCCUCUCGACAAAUUGCACAGAGAAGGAAUGGGCUACUGGAAAGAUCCAAAAACAACUCGGCUGGCAGCUGACGGAUUUGAGUGGAGGUCGAGAGGUGGCACCGGAUAAUGAGAAUGGAGAGGUGCUAAUGUUCAACGCGAAUCAGAACAAAGAUCGAUCUCUCUACUAUUGGAAAGCGCCGAAAGCAUACACGGGAAAUCUGCUGACAUCUUAUGGAGGAAUCCUCCAUUAUUAUGUCUAUUUUGUCCCGACUGACAGCUCGGAGACGAUCCCUGUUGCUGACGUCGUCAUUGAAGGCCAAGGAAUCAAACUGGAGCACCACUCCCGCAUCCCAUUCCACCCGAGAGAGAACGUGACGGUACAGAUUGCCCUUCGAGAAGGUGCCGGAUGGUAUAAUAGCCAAUCGAGGAGACCGGCUGAUAAGGCUGACGUGAUGCGUGCCCUCUCUGGCGUCUCUCUAUUCCUCGUGCGUGCUAUGUACAAUCAGAACCAACUCCAGAGCAGCAUUUUUGGGCUCACGCUUGAUAAGGCAGUUGCGCGGACCAAGGGAAAUGCGCUAACCUCGGAUACACUGAUGAAAUCGGUGGAAGUGUGCGAAUGCCCCGAGGGAACAUCCGGAAACUCUUGCGAGUCUUGCCCCCAUGGCUAUCGUCGCGUCGACAAUCAACUCUUCAAUGGUCGAUGCGAGAAGUGUGAUUGUAACGACCAUGCCGAUUCUUGUGAUCCGUUCACCGGGGAAUGUACUGAUUGUCAGCACAAUACCACCGGUUCGCGCUGUGAAAUGUGUCUCCCCGGCCAUUACGGUAAUCCGUCCCUCGGAGGAGAAUUCGGAUCAUGCCAACCAUGCGCAUGCCCGACACUCGACAACAAUUACAGCAAGGAAUGCGCCUUGGCUCAGCUCGUCGUCUCCGGCUCGGCCGCCUCAACCCAAGAUGCCUACGUUUGCACGGCUUGCGAGCCUGGAUACGAGGGGAAUAAGUGCGAGAUGUGCGCGGACGGAUACUGGGGAGAUCCUCUGGAAGUAAACGGUACCUGCCGAGAAUGCGAAUGUAAUGGAAAUAUCGACGCGAUGGCCAUUGGAAAUUGUGAUACGAAGACUGGAGAAUGUUUGAAGUGUAUUGGACAUACAACUGGAGAGGAGUGCGAGAAAUGCCUUCCCCACCACUUUGGCUCUGCUCUAACCCAUACUUGCCAUCCAUGUGGAUGCCAUCGACAGGGAGCUGUAUCGCUGGAAUGUCAUGAAGGCAGUGGCGUGUGCGAGUGCAAAGAUCAUUACAUCGGUCGUCACUGUGACCAAUGUGAAGAGGGAUAUGGUGAUGUGGAGAAUGGAUGCGAGGAGUGCGGGUGCGACGCUACCGGCUCGGUUGGAUCAGAAUGUGACCAGGUUUCCGGCCAGUGCACCUGUAAACAGGGUGUCUUCGGGAAACGCUGCGACCAAUGCCGUCCUUCCUAUUUCCAAUUCUCGGAUUCUGGUUGCCAAUUCUGCAACUGUAACACCUAUGGAUCGAUCGAGGAUGGAAAGUGUGACAACGUGACCGGCGCGUGCCAAUGCCGUUCAUGGGUUGAGGGACAAAUGUGUGAGAAGUGCGUCGAGGGGUAUUUCAAUAUUUCCUCUGGAAAUGGAUGUCAACCCUGUGAAUGCGAUGAUACUGGAGCUGAGGGCACUGCCUGCGACCUUGUUUCCGGCCAAUGCAAAUGCAAGCCGGGCGUGACCGGGCUGAAAUGUGAUCAAUGCGCGCCGAACCAUUGGGGAUUGUCGGAUAAUGGGUGCAAGAAUGUGCCGUCUGCCCGGCCGUUGGUCAAGUGUGUGAUGCGCUGGGAUUAUCAUCCAUUGAAGGGCUGCAAAAAGUGUGAAUGCUCGAAAAUCGGAGCUGCCGGCAGCAAGUGUAACCCCAGGAAUGGACAGUGCGAAUGCAAAGAGGAGUUCGUCGGCCUGAAGUGCGAUCGAUGCUCCCAUGGGUUCUUCAACUUCCCAAUUUGUGAGCCAUGCGCUUGUCAGCCAGAAGGGACAGAUCCUCUGCAAUGUCGUGAAGGGCUGUGUCUCUGUGAUGAGCAAGGGAAAUGCCCGUGCAAGAAAAACGUCAUCGGAGCCAAGUGUGACCAAUGUCGUGACGGUGCCUUUUCGCUCGACUCCUCGAAUACGUUGGGCUGCACGGAUUGUUUCUGCUUCAAUCGAUCAUCAACUUGCCGGCAGGCGAACCUCGUCUGGAAACAAGUGUACGCCGAAGAACAAUCGGCCAUCUUCCAGGAACCCUGGGAAUUCUACACUCAAAAGCACAACAUCCGCUUACUACAGGAACAUUCCGGAACCCCGUUCAACUCUUACCCCACCGAUGAUACGCCUCUAUAUUGGCAACUUCCCAAGACAUUCCUCGGCGAUAGGACUGCCUCGUACAACGGAUUUUUGAGGUUUAAGAUCUGGAACAACGACAAUCGCCUCGGCGUUGAAGGUGUUCGGCCAAACCCAAAGGUGUUCCGCUACUUUCCGCAGGUGAUCCUCGUCGGGAACAACCGAAUCGAACUCGAGCAUAUCCCAUUCGACAUCAGCGACGAUGGAAAGUACAAGGUGCGUAUGCACGAAUCGGAAUGGCGAAGCCGACAAUCCCCAGAAGUGGCCGUCAGCCGGAAGCUGCUCAUGGUCGCCCUCCAGAAUAUUCAGGGCGUCUACAUCCGCGCCUCGUACAACUACCCGUCCCGUGGUGAUACGAUCUCCAUUGCCGAGAUCUCGCUCGACGUGGCUUCCGAAGACACGCACGAGACCGGCGUUUGCAUGGACUGCGCCGACAACACGUGGGGAGACCGUUGCGAGUUGUGUCUGGAGGGAUACGUGGGAGACGCUACGAGAGGAGGAGCGCUGGCUUGUACGAAAUGCGCUUGCCCGCUUGUCGACAACUCGUUCAGCAAAACCUGCGUGCCGGUGGAAUACGGUAGAGGAUACCUCUGCGACUCGUGCAAACCCGGAUAUACUGGACAGUACUGUGAGAGUUGCGUAACCGGAUAUUACGGCGACCCGUCCUCAAUUGGCGGCCAAUGUAUCGAAUGUGAUUGUCAUCCAGAUGGUUCUCUCCAUGGUUCUUGCCAUCCAUUGACUGGAGAGUGCGAGUGCAAACCGGGCGUGACAGGCCGUGACUGUUCUCGUUGCCAGGAACGCCACGCUUUCAUCAACCGGAAAUGCACUUCUUGUGAUCAGGGCUGCUACCUCGAGCUGAUGCUGGAUAUUGAUGAUCUGGAGGAGACGCUGGCUGAGCAGAACUUCACCAACUUGCGGCCAAUUCCUUGGAAACGCGUCGGUAGGAUUGAGAACAGCACUGCACUACUCCGCGAAUUCGUCGGCGGUCUUGCUGUUGACCCAUCGGAUCUGAACAUUCUCGACAUCCAGGGAAAGAGCAAAUACGCCAGAGAAGCCGAUGCUGUCGUCGAUGAGGCGAAUUUUAUGGGAGAACGAGCCGCCCGUGCCGAGCAGGACAUUCUGAAUUACACGACCAGGGCUGAAGGGAUAUCAAGAGAUGCACAGGCUGCAUUCAAACAAUCAUUCAACACCACGCAAUUCUUGAAACAUUUCGCGAGAUACGGCGGAAUCUCGGUGGGAGCCGGACAAGUCGAACUCUGGGCUGCUGAGGCUGAGGCUCAUCAAAAUGCGACCAUUGAAAGGGGCCGCUAUGUGGAGAAGAGACAUGGAAGAGUCCAGGGAGCCAAGACCAAAACCGACGAGCUGAUGAAAAAGGUGCUGCAGCUUAAGCUCAACGACACGGCAUUUGAGGAGAUCAAUCAGCGCCUCGUCGACGUCGAAGGGCUCGUUGAAGAUUUCCGGACGACCGUAUAUGAAAAAGCAAAGAAGGACGGGGCUGAUGCAUCGAGAAUGAGUACCGUAGUAUCGAAGCGAAUCGAGAGAUAUCGAGAGGUUGCCGGGCAGAUUGAUACGUUGAGGGCUGAAGCGGAGGAUGCGUUGAGCAAUGCCCGUUCGGAAGUGUCCCAAGCCCGUGAAGGCCAGCUCCUCGAUGCCUACGAUAGCUAUCAGAAGAUCAGAGAUAGUCUGGCUGCCGCUGCUGAACACGCCAAUACACUCACCAAUCUGUCGAACAGCUACGCCCAACUGACCGACGAGUACGAUGACGCCUAUGUACAGCCGUCAUCAAAACACGCAAUGGAAUUGGCAAAACAUUCGAGGAGAGUGGGAGACGCCUUCCGAACGACGAAAGCGGAAGCGGCAAAUCCGUUGAAGGCAUCGGCGGCCUAUGAUGAUAUUGUUGGAGCGUUGAGGAAUGCGACGAUGGCUGUCGAAAAGGCGCAGGAGGCCGUGACCGAGUCGCACAAUCUGGCCAUCGGAUCUGGGGAAGAAGAAAAGGAGAAGGGAUUGGCCGUUCUGGUGGCUGGCAGUCAAGAGUACAGUACCGUACUAUCUGGAGAGGCGGCGUCGAUUCAAAGGAUUUGGUCGUCAGAAGAUCUGGCCGCAAAGGGGAAAGCGUUGAAGGAAAGGCUGAGUCUUGUCAACGAGCAGAUCAUCGAUAUGACGAGGAGGAAGGACGCUAUUAGACCCCAGCUCGAAAACUUUGACGAUCAACAUGAGAGGAUGGGUGGUCUGCAACAGAUGGCUGUGGAGAGUGAGGAGCGAGCCAGGGAAGCCAAGGAAAAAGCUGAGGGGAUGAAGGAGGAAGUUAGAGAGAUUGGCGAACAGACCGACAAACUGGCCAAUUCGACGGCUGAAGGCAUCCGCGAAGAGAUCGACAAGAUAACCCUGGCCCGAAGCGAGCUGUCGUCAUCAUCAGAUAACCUGAGUCGAACUCGGAAUGAAAUGGCGAUAAAUGGGGAGAGAAUGGCUGAUGUCGAGAGGAGAAUUGCCCUAUUGAAGGAGAGAAUCGAAGAGACGAGGGAGAGAGCACGACAGGUCCCGCUCGCCCUGCGUGCCGAUGAACGUGGCCACUGUCGUCGUUCAUACAUCUCCCCGGCUGCCCCAUCAUCUGCCAAUCGAUUCCACGUCAAAUUCAGGCCUCUGAAGGGAGUCCCCGAUGCUGUUAUUUUCUCCACACGAACCAAGGGAAGACGCACCCAGGCCAGCGAAUACGUUGCUGUUGAGGUUGUUGACCGUCGUGUUGUUGCCCAUUGGAACAUCGGAGGCGGGAAGAAGAAGGUGACCAACACGCACCCCAUCAAUUUCAUCCCACACUCCGAUCGGGCGGCCACCGGAACCUGGUACCACAUUGACGUCUCGCGCACCGGCGACUCGGUGAAUCUUACCGUAUCCCUUCGCGAGUCGACAAUCGGAGAGGGAUCCCCAUUCCGUUCGGAUCCAAUUUCCGUCUCUGCCGGUCAACAUUCUUCAAUUGGAGACUCCAUCUUCAAUACCGUACCCGGGGAGACCGAACUCGCUUUUGGGACGACGAAAGAGGAGGCGAAAGAACUCGGCCUUGCCUCGUCGCAAUUCAAGGGAAUCAUUGGAGGCCUCAGGGUCGAUCAGACCCCGCUCGAGCUGUGGGCGUUCCAAGAAUCGACCCAAGAAUGUGAGGGCGCCACCCCACCACCGAAUUCGGCGCCUCCCGCGCAGCAUUUCCGCGACGGCUUCGCGGUGAUCAACCUGCCAGUCAGCGAGCGUACGGUUGCGUCGCUUACCGUAGCCUUCAGCACGUAUUCGACGGAAGGAUUACUGUACUUCCGCGGAGACGAGCACAGCGGCGAUUUCUUGGCCCUCUACAUGGAGAAGGGGCACAUUGUAUUCAAGAUAAAUGUGGGCGGGGCCUCGUCGGCCGAGAUUCGCUCCGGAAGUCCGUAUUUCGAUGGACAACAGCAUACGGUGAAGGCGAUUCGGAAUGGAAUGGAAAUGCAUCUACAGGUGGAUUCCGAUGCAGAUAGGAGGAGUACAGUAAUCCCCGGACAGAACACGCAGAUGAAUAUACAAGGAGAUGCCCACUUCGUUGCGGGAGUCCCUCCAGAAUACCGUACCUCAGCCUUUGCCCACCAUGCGAUUCAGUGGAGAGGCUUUACUGGCUGUAUUCUGUCUGUAAAACCCACACAGGUGAACGACCUGAACAUCGGUUCCCCGCUCCGCUCCCUCCGUCGAUCGGCUGGCUGUCGUCUCCAACGAGGUCAUCUCGAAGCGGAUGGAUUGAUCGGAUUCCCGACACCCGGAUAUUUCGUUACACAAGGAUUCGAGAUUACGACAAAUUCCUCGAUUUCCCUGACGUUCCGUACCCGCGAAGAGAACGGGACACUCCUCUUUACAUCAGCUCAACUGCCAGAGCAACGCCAGAGGAGACAGGCUAGGCCAUUGGGCUAUUUGGCGCUGUAUCUGUUCCGCGGCUAUAUCGUCGCCCAUUUCGGGUUGGAUCCGGUGAUGAGGGAGAGUGCCGUCACUAUCAGAUCGCCAUUGGCGUACAACGACGGAAAUGCGCACUCAUUGUUCUUGGUGCGAGACGGAGACAACCUUCGUAUGCGUAUCGAUGACCGUGAAGUGGGCGUGGCCACGUUGGCCGAUGAGGCACCAGUUGGUGGCACUUCACUACCGCUGUAUAUUGGAGGAUUCCCGCCAGGAAUCGAGCCGCCGUCAGCCGAGAUCCCGACGGCCGUCUCCCUCAUCGGGUGCAUCUCCGAUUUGACGCACAACUUCAACCGUCACCCGAUCGUACCCCGCCACCAGAAGGCGCUACUUGGUGCCUGCUCUCUGCAGCAACCACAUCUACUCAUCGACCACACAAUCGAUAUCGAUCCACCGGCCUCUGACCGGAAACAAUCCCCGAUUCAAAUCGACCCGGAAAUUGGGCCAAUCGAGGUGAUGAGGGAUGAUGCGAAACCCCUGCCAGUCGAUCGGGAUACGUGCACCCUGAUCCCAUCUGGCCAACGAUCUGAGGGUGCGGCUCGUUUCGGAGUCGCCAAAUCGUCGCAUUCCCGAAUCAAUUUCGACAAGGAUUCCACCCCGGAUAUUCACUCGUUCUCCCUACAAUUCGAGGUUCGAACAGACGCCUCCGAGGGGCUACUCUGGACAUGGGCAAACUACAAGAAUUAUACACGAUACUUUUUGCUGACGGUUGAACAGGGAUAUCUCACUUUCCACAUCAAGGGCCACCGCGAGCCUCGCCGUGCGAUCUUCUCGGAUCGACGUCUCGAUGAUGACCAAUGGCAUUCAAUUCGCCUUGUCAAAACAGAGCGAGAUGUUUUGAUUGAAGUGGAUGAGGGGCUGUCGCCACUGAGGAUCACUGAAUGCCCACAUCCGAAGGUGAUGCGUCGUCGUAUGUAUAUUGGUGGUGUGAUCUCGGCGCAUCGUCAUUUCGGCCUCUCCCUGCCACCCAGUCUCCCGGGUUGCAUUCGACAAUUCACCGUCGAUGAUAGAAGCUACCCCCUUCUAACGGAUACUUCUCGCGACGUCAUCCCCUGUUCUCUAUCCCAUUCCAAGGGCGCCUAUGUGCACUCCGAGGGAUUCGCUGUAUUUGAGCCCCUGUCGAAGAUCCGUUGGGAGGGUACGGUACCGUGGAUCGAGAUGGAAGUACGGCCGAUUACUCAAAACGGAACACUUCUUGCAUUGAUGGCCAAUUCGAACCCGAGAGAUCGGAUGGCAUUGGAAUGGAAUGAGGGAAUGAUGCAAAUCUCGGUGUUGCACGGCGAAUCCGGGAUGGAAGUGCGUGAUGUUCUACCAACCAUUCGUCCCUUAUGCGAUGGUGAAUGGCACACGAUAAGGAUCGAUCUCCAUCCACAGCAUCUCGGAGUUACAAUUGAUCGCGAAUCCCAUACCGUACCCGUCCCAUUCACCUCGACAACCCGGCAAUUCUUCACAAAACUGCCGCUCAAUAUCGCUGGAGUGAAUGCAAUCGCCGCAAAAGAGUCGGGUCUAUCGCCUUCCCUAACUGGCUGCUAUCGUGAAUUGACCAUCAACGGAAAGGCCCUCUAUUUCGAGCAGGCAUUGAAGGCGACAAAGGUGAUCAUCGACGGCUGCCCGUUCGCC